Molecule: messenger RNA, 7806 nt
Organism: Physella acuta
Lineage: Eukaryota; Metazoa; Mollusca; Gastropoda; Physidae
Product: unconventional myosin-Va
Biological process (GO): actin filament organization
Cellular component (GO): membrane; myosin complex; cytoplasm
Molecular function (GO): microfilament motor activity; actin filament binding; ATP binding
Source: RefSeq, a predicted model, not a curated record
UUCCUUCUCGUCCAAGAUGGCGGUGCAUUUUCUUAUGAUGAAUUUUUCGACCCCACCCCCAAGAGUUUAACCAGCUGACGUCAAUUUUGGGGUGGUUUUUCCACGACUUUCUGUGAUAAUUUAAUUGAUUAUUUGGAAUUAUUAUUUUAAAAUGUCGUCUGCCGAGUUAUAUACCAAGGGUGCUAGGGUGUGGAUACCAGACCCAGACAAAGUGUGGAGGGCAGCAGAACUGUUGGAGGAUUAUAAGGGGCAGGCCACACUAAGGAUACAGUACGAGGAGGCAGAGCUGAGAAAUGUGGUGUGUCACAGGCAGGUGUAUGAAGAAUCGGAAGGAACAAUAAACGUAACAGAAAAAACACUACCGCACUUAAGGAAUCCUGAGAUUUUAAUUGGUGAAAAUGAUCUGACAUCACUAAGUUAUUUAAAUGAGCCUGAAGUACUAUACAAUCUGAAGGUGCGCUUUGUCGAACAAAAUCUUAUAUAUACAUAUUGUGGUAUAGUUUUAGUAGCCAUCAACCCGUACGAGUAUUUGGAUAUCUACAGCAAUGACAUCAUACAGGCGUACAGUGGGCAGGAUAUGGGGGCCAUGGACCCUCACAUCUUUGCUGUGUCGGAGGAGGCUUUCAAGCAAAUGUCCAGGUUUGACAGGAACCAGUCCAUCAUCGUCAGUGGUGAGUCUGGCGCAGGUAAAACCGUCUCCGCUAAGUUCGCCAUGCGCUACUUCGCCACGGUGGGCGGGUCGCAGGCGGAGACCCAGGUGGAGAGGAAAGUCUUGGCAUCCAACCCUAUCAUGGAGGCCAUUGGUAAUGCCAAAACAACAAGGAACGACAACAGCAGUAGGUUUGGCAAGUAUAUAGAGAUCAGCUUCAACAAGAACCAUUCCAUUGUGGGGGCUCACAUGAGGACCUACCUGCUGGAGAAGUCCAGGGUUGUGUUCCAAGCAUCAGAGGAGAGAAAUUAUCACAUCUUCUACCAGCUGUGUGCUUCAGAGGACCUGCCUGAGUUUAAAGAUUACCACUUGAGUGCUCCUGAUGAUUUCUUCUACACCAGUCAAGGUGCUGCCCCACAGAUUAGGGAUGUGGAUGAUGCAGCCGAGCUGACCAAGACAAGGAAGGCUUUCACAACACUGGGUUUCCCUGAUAAAGAUGUGAUGAUGAUAUUCAGGAUCCUGAGCGCCAUUUUACACUUUGGUAAUGUCAACAUCAAAGAGAAGGAUGGGGAGGCUUGUGAGAUUCCUAACAAGGACCCAUCCAUCACCGUCAUGUGCAAGCUGCUGGGCAUUGAAGAAUCUCAGAUGAGGAUGUGGCUGUGUAACAGGAAGAUCCAGACGGUCAACGAGACGCUGACCAAACCACUGACAGAAUCACAGGCCAGUUUUGCCAGGGAUGCCCUGGUCAAGUACAUCUACUCCAGGCUCUUUGACUGGAUCGUCACACAGAUCAACAAGGCCCUUCACAGUGCCACCAAGACAUACAAGUUUAUUGGUGUCUUGGAUAUUUAUGGGUUUGAGACCUUCACCAUCAACAGCUUUGAACAGUUCUGUAUUAAUUAUGCUAAUGAGAAACUACAGCAAAUCUUUAACAUGCAUGUGUUUAAACUGGAACAAGAGGAGUAUGUGAGAGAGAAGAUAGAGUGGUCAUUCAUUGACUUCUAUGACAACCAACCUUGUAUUGACCUCAUUGAGAGCAAGCUGGGCAUCCUGGACUUGUUGGAUGAGGAGUGUAGGGUGAGUUGUGUGGGGGUGUGUGUGGGGUGUGUGGGGGAGAAGAUAGAGUGGUCAUUCAUUGACUUCUAUGACAACCAACCUUGUAUUGACCUCAUUGAGAGCAAGCUGGGCAUCCUGGACUUGUUGGAUGAGGAGUGUAGGAUGCCUAAAGGUUCAGACUUAAAUUGGUGCCAGAAGCUCUAUGACAAGCACCUCAACAAGUCACACCACUUUGACAAACCCAGGACCUCUAGAUCUGCUUUCAUCAUCAACCAUUUUGCCGACAGGGUGGAGUACCAGGUGGACGGCUUCUUGGAGAAGAAUAGGGACACAGUGUUAGAGGAGCAGAUCAACACUUUAAAGGCUAGUGAGUAUGAGCUGGUUGGUGAGCUGUUCACAGAAGAGGAGCCAGGGGCGCCAGCUGCUGCUAAUAAAAGAGGGCGCUCCACGUCUAUCACCCAGCCAGUCAAAGCACAGCCUAAAGCCGGCAGUAAACAGCAUAAGAAAACAGUUGGUUCACAGUUCCGAGAUUCCUUAUGUGCUCUGAUGGAGACAUUGAAUGCUACGUCACCCCACUACAUCAGGUGCAUCAAGCCUAAUGAUGCAAAGGAGGCGUUCAUGUUUGAACCCAAGAGAGCUGUGGAGCAACUGAGAGCUUGUGGUGUUCUGGAGACUAUCAGGAUCAGCGCUGCUGGCUACCCAUCCAGAUGGACCUACCCAGAGUUCUUCCAGAGAUACAGAGUGCUAGCCCUUAGCAAGCAUAUAGUGAAGAAUGACAUGAGGAAAACAUGUGAAGCCAUUCUCCUGUCUCUAAUUAGUGAUGAGGACAAGUACAGGUUUGGUAAGACAAAGAUUUUCUUCCGUGCCGGUCAAGUGGCCUACCUGGAGAAGCUGAGGGCGGAGAAGUUGAGGGCGUGUGGCGUCAUGAUACAGAAACACAUCAGGGGCUGGCUGCAGAGGCGCAAGUACCAGCGUCUACGCAGGUCUGUGCUCCUGGUGCAGACGUAUGGGCGUGGCCUGUUGGCCAGGAGACAUGCAGACUUCCUGCGCAAGACCAGGGCAGCCAUACGCAUCCAGGCGAGGUGGAGAGGCUACAGACAGAGGCAGAAGUUCAACUCUAUCCACUCAGCUGUUGUUGUACUACAGGCCCACGUGAGAGCCAUGUUUGCCAGGAAGCGCUACAUGGAUCUGCUGCGCCGCCACAAGGUGCUGGUCAUACAGAAGAACGUCCGGGCCUUCAUCCAGCACCAGAAGUUCAGGCGGGUCAUGCGUGGCAUCGUGCUGGUCCAGAGCCACUACAGGAGGAGGAAGGCUCGCCUGCAGCUCAAGCUGCUCAAGGUGGAGGCCAAGUCAGUGGACCAUAUCAAGCAGGUCAACAAGGGUCUGGAGAACAAGAUCAUAGAGCUGCAGCAGAGGCUGGAUGAGAAGGCCAAGGUAGCCCAGCAGGCACAGAUCCUGGAGACAGAGAUGGUGAGGAUGAAGGAGCAGAUGAACAGGCUGAGGAGUACAGAAGAGGAGGCCAAAGUUUCAUCCAACAAGUUGGUGGACAUGGAGGAUGAGAUCACUAGGCUGAGGGCUGAGCUAGAGAAAGUCAAGGGAGAGAAGCAAGAUCUCAUUGCUGAGAAGGAACAGCUGCUGCUUCAGCAUGACGAGGUGAUAAGUGCUAUGAUUGAAGAAAAGAUGGCACUGAAGGAAGAGCUGGACUCGGCCAAGGCUUCAAUCAAACGUCAUGACGAGGAGACUGAUGAGUAUGUGAAAGAGAAGAUUGAGGCAGCCAAGAGACUGCUGAUUGAGGAGUUUGAAUCAGAGCGGGCCCACCACCAGAAGUAUGUGAAAGAGUAUGCCAGGCUUCAGCAGAGGCUGGAGAACUUGAAGGGAGAGAUGCAGGUACUGACCAGCCCAACCAAGGGACACCACCGCUCACCCUCCGACAUCAGCGCCAUCAGCCUAGAGUCCUACAGCAGCAGCGCUGCGGAUAAUGAGAGGAGGGAGGAGGAAGAGGUAAAUGACCAGGGCUAUGACACAGCUGCCAGGAAACAUGAGGUCAAGAAGUUGGGCAGUGCACCUGCACCAGAGCCACCUACUGGUGAGACAGUGGAGAAGAAAGCUGAAGUGGUUGAAAAUGUGGACAUUGGCCUGGUGUUGAAGCUACAGAACAAGGUAAAGGACCUAGAGAGAGAGAAGAAACAACUAAGGGAGAAAAUUGAAAGCCUGGAGGAGGAUACAUCAAGGGGAGCAAUCAUCUCUGAUUCAGCUUUUGAUGCACUGAAGCAAGAGGUAAGCUCAGAAGAUGUGGCCAUCUUGAUUAAGCUCCAGAAGAGGGUCAAGGAGCUGGAGGCAGUCAAGAAAAAACUGACCAGAGAGCUGGAUAAGAGGGAUGAUGACAAGAUGGACAGGGCCGGCUCGUGGACGGAGGAUGCGUUUGAAAGUCUUAAGAUGCAAGAGUUAGAGAAUGACAAUGACAAGCUGAGGAGGGAGGUGGCCAAGCUGAUGAAGUCUAUAGCAGACACUGUUGACUUUGAGAACACAUCCAGCAAGAAAAAUGCCUCGAAGGCUGGCCAGGAGUUUUUGGACCAGGGUGUGGACCCAUUAGAGGUGUAUGAUAGUGAUGAAAUACAAGGCUCCAGUGAUCAGAUGGAUGAGCAACUUUCGACUUUCAAGGCCCAGUUUGAGGCCAUGACAGAUGAGCUGGACAGGAGGAGAGAGGAGUGUCUGCAGCUCAAGGCCAUGCUGGCAGACAGGACCAUCACCACACACUCCAUCGCCAGGGAGUCCUACGGCGGCAACGACAACCUGGUCAAUGAGGACAAUGAGCUGGAGAUGGCAUAUAGGACACAGAAGGACUUGAACAGACUACUACAGACGCAGCUAGAGAAGACAGAGAAGGAGAUGAAGAAGAAAGAGAAGCAGUGGAUGGCUGAUAUAGGGGAGCUAAAGAAAGAGAAUGACAGACAGCAAAAGAUAAUUAGUCAGAGUUUAAACCUGGGACCGGAGGCUAGAAUAGAGGCCACCAUGCAGCAUGAGAUUACAAGACUGACAUCUGAAAACCUGGACCUGCGUGAAUCUAUAGACAAGCAGACAGACCAGAUCAGGAAACUGAAGAAAAUGCUCAAAGUUUACGCCAAGAAAUUGAAAGAUGGAGAAGCGGCUGAGAUUGCAGCGGAGCUGGAGAACGAGGAGAAUACCACAUCCACGGAUACCAUGGCAACCGUCAUCCACAGGGAGAGGUCUUACAUGGGCAUGUUGGAGUACAAGAAGGAGGAUGAGAGCGCUCUCAUCAAAAACCUGGUGCUAGACCUGAAGCCCAAGGUGGCCUCAGGCCAAAUCCCAGGCCUCCCUGCAUAUGUUUUAUUUAUGUGUGUCAGACACACAGACUACAUCAAUGAUGAUGAAAAAGUCAAAUCUUUACUCACAUCCUCCAUAAAUGGCAUUAAAAAAGUGGUCAAGAGACACAGUGAUGACUUGGAGAGGAUAACUCUAUGGCUGGCCAACACAUGCAGGUUGCUACACACACUCAAGCAGUACAGUGGGGAGAAGCAAUUCCAGACAGAGAACACCCCCAAGCAGAAUGAGCAGAGCCUGAGGAACUUUGACCUCUCUGAGUACAGGCAGGUCUUCUCUGACCUGGCAGUCUGGAACUAUCAGGCUCUGAUGAAGUUGAUGGAGGAGCUUAUACAGCCCAGUAUAGUGCCAGCCAUCCUGGAACAUGAAGCCAUAGCAGGGCUGACGGCCAGUAAACCUUCUGGUCUCAGGGGGAGGUCAUCCAGCAAUGCCAGAGAGAUGGAUGAUGGGAAGGAUUCUCAACACGCACUUGAUGCCCUCAUGAGAACAUUAAACAGCUACAUGAGGAUAGUGAAGCAGCAUGCUGUGGAUCCUGAAUUGGUCAAACAGAUAUUUAGACAACUCUUCUACUUCCUGUGUGCUGGUGCACUCAAUAACCUGCUGCUGAGGAAGGACAUGUGCAACUGGUCAAAGGGCAUGCAGAUCAGGUACAACCUGAGCCACCUGGAGCAGUGGCUGCGAGACAACAACCUGCAUGAGUUUGGUGCGCUGGGUGCCCUUGACCCCAUCAUCCAGGCCUCUCAACUGCUGCAGGCCAGGAAAACAGAUUCCGAUGUGGACAGUGUCUGUGAUAUGUGUUCUAAGCUCACCAACGCCCAGAUUGUCAAAAUCUUGAACAUCUACACCCCAGUGGAUGAGUUUGAAGAACGUGUGCCAAUAGCUUUCAUCAGAAAAAUCCAGGCCAAGCUGAAACAGAGGGAGGAACAAUCAACAGCCAGCAACACCACCCUGCUCAUGGACACCAAGUACUCCUACCCCGUGACCUUCCCCUUCAACCCCAGCUCUGUCGCCCUCGAGACAAUAUCAGUGCCAGAACAGCUGCACCUGGGAUUUUUGAUACGCCACUAGGGCAGGGGGCUGUAGGGCUGGGUAGUGUUGUUGUUGCCAGAUAAAGUUUGUUCCAUGUUGCAAAAAGAAAAUUGCUGCUUGUUUAGAGCUGUGUUGUAGAGAAUGUUUCCAGUAACUGCUCUCUAGCUGAUCUCUGUUCUCUUGCUUCCAUGUAGAUUGUUCUAGAACUAUCAAGGUCAGCUUUGAUAUCUACAGGCUUGAUCUAACUCUGGGAUGUAAUAAAUUUUAAAAUGUACGAUGUUUAUCCAAAAUCUCUGAAAUGUUGAUUUAAACAAGUUUUUCAUUUUUAACUAUUAAUUUCUUUACAAAUGCAUUCCAAAACUUGUUAUAACUCUUCCUCUUUGAAACCCUAUUUUUUUGCCAAUACUAGACAAACAUAAACCAAACUGCAGACAAAGAUUAAUCAAUUUAAUCAACUGUAAUAAUUUUUGAAAUUUUAUUUAUUAAAAAAUUAUUUUUAAUUUACAAUUAAAAUAUGUUUCUUUUGUGCUGAAUAUACAAAACUUUGUGUGGCUACUUUUCAAAGAAAUAUAGAUCUAUUUCUUUAUCUGUACCUAACAAUUUCCAGAAAAACAAUUCAGGUCUUGUUUGUAAAAUACUUCUUCCUGUGAGUUCUUUCCCCUGCUUAUUCACCAGAUGUUAAGGGGAGAGCACUCAUAAAAAUCUAUACAAAUUGUUUUUUCUGUAUAUAACUUGCCUAAAAUUAUAAAUGUUUAAACUCCUGUCCCACCUUUAUCAGCUGCUACAGUGCAUGUAUUGGGACACACAUGUUACAAAUAAAAUACAACAGUCUAUAACUUAUCCUAUGCCUGACAAGAUUUCAAUGCAGUAUUUACUAACUCAACUCGUUCAUCUCCAGCCUAGUCUAACUACUCUGUUAUCUGUGCUCCUCAAAUAACACACUCUAACUAUUUUUGUCUAUUAAAUUGUUCAAGUUUUAACUUCAUGUGGAAACUUUAAGCUAUUUACUGUAAUAAAAUUGUAUUUAUUCAUAUUAUCAAAUUUGGAACUGAUUAUUCGUGUUAGUCUGCUAUUGCAUUUCCAUAAGUAUUUAUUUUUAUUUUUGUUAAAAUCUGUUAAAAAGAUUUUUCCAUCCCAACAUAUAUGUAUAUAUACAUACAUAUGUAUGUAUGUCCUGAUGAUUAAUGCUAUAUAAAUAUGUUGUGGCCGCAGUGCUUUACAUCAUUAAUGUAAAUGUCAGACUGUUUCAUCCCUGUGUGAUGUCAAUUAAUCAAAUGUCAUCAUUUGAACCUGAUAUUCUAUGAUCAAACUACAUCCUCUUAUUUAUUGACUUAUCACUUGGUAAACAUAAUCUUUAACUAACCUUAACAGUUGCUUGUUUACACAUUUUAGACAUGAAUUUUACAACUUUCAAAAGUGUAUUUUUUGAUGUUUAGACCUACACCAUUUUCUUUGAAGCUUUUGUUUUCACUUAUACUGAAGUAAGCUCCACCCAUUGAUGCUAGGCAAGACAGGCACACUCAGGGUCUUAGCUCACCUAUGGGGUGCAUGUUGAGGUUGAGCUUAACUGGUGAGGGGCUCACCUGUAUCACCAAAACAGGUGUAUCACUGCAUUAGUACUGUUAACAUGGUUUACUUUUGGUUUACUUGUCUCAAGGUGCAUAACCCAGUUUGUUUCCUGUUUAUUCUCUUCAAAAAUCAGAUAAUGGUCCUGCGCAAAAAUAUACUGA